Messenger RNA from Scutellospora calospora, 284 nucleotides. The record is from the annotation of a GenBank genome assembly. NCBI's taxonomy places the organism in Eukaryota, Fungi, Glomeromycota, Glomeromycetes, Diversisporales, Gigasporaceae.
UUCGAAUAAGAAUAGUGAUCAAGAUAAGAAUGAAAGGAUAGAUGAGGAGCAAGGUUUGGAUGAAUACAAAAUAAGAAAAAUAAGGGGCAUCCCAAAAUCAACCUACUAUCGCAAGUUCGGUGCCUCUGGAACGCUUACCAGUGCCGCCAAAGGGACAUCCAAAAUUACCAGUUUCUUAGGACCUUCAACAUCGACGUCACCAACGUAUUUGGCAUUACGAUUAGCAUCCCCUACGUAUUUAACCUUGGCUAAACUGAAUAGUGAUGAGAAUGAAAGCGAGGAUA